AUGGCAUUCGGAUCGACACUCUCGCGCUGCUCGCGCAAGCACAUCAGCGCGUACGGCAGCGUGCUUGACCGAUUCAUGGUCUCCAACUCGUCCACCCUCGCCUCUUCCUCCUCCUCCUCGUCCUCCUCGGCUGCCUCGACGUCAUCUUCUCCGUCCGCAUCGUUGUUCGAGGCGACCAAGUCCGAUGCUUCGGGAUGCUGGGCGCCUCCCAAGUACUCGCUGCGUCGCCAGGCGAAGCUCGUCAAGGAGGCCGCACUGACCGGCCAGCUCGCAGCGUUGCCGGAUGGCCCCAAGACCUCGCGCAUCCAGACGAGGCUCACACGGCUCGCGCAGUCGCACGCUGCCGAACAGCAGGCUGCAGAGUACCAGUACACGCCUCAGCACACCGCAACCCCCGUGCGCCCCACCGCACUCGGCCAGCGCUCCGUCAAGCCCAACCAGCGCGUACCCCAGACCGAACACGACGCGGCACUCGCAGCGGCUAGGAGGCUCGUCAAGGACGUCGGGCCGUACGCGGGUAGGGCAAAGGCGUUCAAGGGCAGCAGGGUGGACAAGAACAAGAUCACCCGUGCACAGGCGGUGAACAACAAGCUCGAGGCCAUGCAGAGCACCGUCCGAGAGUGGCACACUUCCCAGACCGAGGCCAAGAACAAGCUCAAGCCCGGGCUUCCUUUCUAG
This is a messenger RNA of Moesziomyces antarcticus, 678 nucleotides long. RefSeq lists its product as uncharacterized. The record is from RefSeq and is a predicted model, not a curated record. The coding region runs from base 1 to 678 and encodes 225 amino acids. Lineage: Eukaryota; Fungi; Basidiomycota; Ustilaginomycetes; Ustilaginales; Ustilaginaceae. Gene Ontology annotation, cellular component: mitochondrial large ribosomal subunit. The transcript has 2 exons. Gene Ontology annotation, molecular function: structural constituent of ribosome.